Messenger RNA from Mya arenaria, 4692 nucleotides. RefSeq lists its product as uncharacterized. Bases 129 to 1622 code for a protein of 497 amino acids. Gene Ontology annotation, molecular function: transmembrane transporter activity. Gene Ontology annotation, biological process: transmembrane transport; monoatomic anion transport. The record is from RefSeq and is a predicted model, not a curated record. Lineage: Eukaryota; Metazoa; Mollusca; Bivalvia; Myida; Myidae. The transcript has 11 exons.
UUGAAACUAUGCCAUUCAGUAUUUUAUUGAUCUGCUUUUCUCUCGAUCAGUGCUUGUAUUGCCGACAGUAUUUGUGUUUAAUGGAUGUAUUUUUCUGACAGUUUACUAGGGUCUGCAAUAAAAGCCAAAUGAAACAGAAAGUCUUCGAUGGUACCGGAUACGAAAUCGUUAAGAAAAAACAGGAUGACAGCAAAAAUGAGAGUUCUCACCUACCGACAGACAAGGUACCGGUAAAUGGCGUUUGCUGUCCGAGUCGACUCAUUCUAGCUGGUAUGGGCUUCUGGUACGGGGUUCUUGGAUAUGGGCUCAGCACAAACAUGAGUGUCGCAAUCGUGUGUAUGGCCAAGCUCCCUAAUGGAAACGCCUCUUUCAGUCAAAAUCAAACAAUUAAUAUCAACUGGACGGAUCGAAUACAGCGUGUAACCUCUGUGUAUCAGAUUCAGACAAAUAUUAGCAUUGCAAACAGUCACCUGUCAUCGUGUGAGUCAGUAGAUGCCGAGCAAUUUUCAUCAGAGACGGCGGAGUUCGAAUGGAGUAAAAAGACCCAGUCCCUGAUUCUGUCCGGUUUCUUUUACGGCUACGUGGUGACGCAGAUCCCCGGCGGCUGGAUGGCCACUCGGUUUGGUGGCAAGAUAGUGAUUGGCUUGUCAAUGGCUCUAGCGUCCCUGUUCACUCUGCUGAUGCCAAUGAUAGCAAGGGCAAGCCCAUAUGCUGUUUUCGUUAACAGAAUCGCGAUUGGAAUUUCAUGCGGCAUUGCCAAACCAGGAUGGUACGCCUUAACCGGAGCGUGGGCGCUGUCUAAUGAAAGAACUCGCUUUAUCAGUACACUGUGGAUAGGACAAACCAUAGGAACGGUUGCAGGAUAUGCUAGCUCUGGUUUCCUUUGUUUACACGGAUUCGACAAUGGGUGGGCGUCGAUAUUUUAUAUUCACGGAGCAUUUGGAGUUCUAUUCGUUGCGGGUUGGAGCUUCCUCGUGUUCGACAGACCAGAAAAUCAUCCCAGGAUAAGCCAAAUUGAAUAUGUGCUUAUCAGAUCCAAUUUGAAACGGACAACGGAACGUGCUGUGUCUGACACCAAUAAUGGCCUGUACUCUGCCCUGCCGUGGAUUUCCAUGCUGAUCGGAGUUAUUCUCGCCGGUAUCGGAGCAGACAGUUUACGCGCGAAAGGCUGGAUUUCCGUAACGAAUGUGCGAAAAUUCUUUCAGGUCUCAGCUUCGAUCGGCGUGGCGGUGUUUCUCUGUGUACCUGGAUUUCUCACGUGCGAUCAACGAGGCCUGGUGAUCGCUUGUCUGUGUGCGUGUACUAUGCUGGAAGGCCUUGGAUUUGGCGCUGGAUAUACGUGCAACUGGGUCGACAUGUCGCCUAGGUUCGCUUCGUUGCUAUUUGCUGUGUCCAACACAGUCGCCAGCAUUCCGGGGAUCGUAGUUCCGGUUAUCGUUGCUGAAUUGACCGAAAAUCAAACAAGCGAGGACUGGCGUGUCGUUUUGGUCGGAGCGUCUGUGAUAUCCGUGCUAGGAGCCCUCGUCUAUGGGAUGUUCUCUUCCAGUGAUCUCGCCCCCUGGUCCGAACAUGAAUAUGAUGAAAGUGAGGUAGAACCCACAGACAGUAAACUGUUUUUGUAGACGAGUGCAUGAUUUUCACAUGUAUAAGGUUGUGUUAAAGAACCAACAGUUAUCAUGAGUAAGUGAGCCAAAAAUAAGUAUAACUUUUCAAGAUUUGGUUCGUAGUUUUACCGCCGUAACCAUUUUUACUAUAAAUGUUAUACUUUUUUCUCUACUCGUAACUGAAGGACACAUUGUGCAAAGAUUAAUUGUUCUUCAGCAAUUUCACCAAUUUCACAGCUUUAGAAUUAUAUUGAUUAAUGAUAGUAAAAGUUGAGUAUGUAUUAUUACGCCAAAACGAUAAUAGUUAAAGGGACAUGGUACCCAAAACGUUACAGUGUAAAAUACCAAACAAAUCGAUUGCGCGAAACAGCAUUCGAAUUAGGUUUCAUGAGUGUAUGUGUGAGUUUUGGAGGUAGAUGUACACAUUAGUUUUGCUACGUGAUGCAUCCACCACGAAUCCUAUAUAGCCCCUCGUUGUGUUUUUCUUGAGGUAUAAUGAUACAUGUAGUUUUAAACGUCGUUCAAUCUUUAACAAGUUUGUCAGGAAUACGAAUCCGACAUCACUUAAUUGUUAUUCUGAAAUCAGAAUUAUUGAAACUUCAUCAUGUAUAAAAAUAGAAUGCAAAACGUUUUCUCUUAUAUAAUGUUAAAAACUAAGCUAGGUUCAAUUAUGAUAUCAACAAAUUACUGUUUUAUAGCCUAUUUUCCAAUACAAACGUUGUUUUAAGCUGAAAUAGCAUUUAGCGACAACAAAAAGUAAAUGUACUGUACCAUUUCAAAAUUAAUAGUGCAAUGUGGCUUUUUAACACCGUUUGAGAAGAAGGUCUUACUAACUAAAGCUUCUUUACUUUUACAAAUUGUACGGAUACAUCUAAAAGAAAAAGUACCCUUUUAAUGAUUCAAAAACGGUAAUACAUUGAAGACACAUGAGCGACCAAGCAGGAGGAAGUUGAUGAUCAUGCCGCUCAUCUGCAUAUGAAAGUCGGCCCAUCCUGAAUCAACCCAGUGGCUGAAUCAGGAUUCACAGCUCCAGCGUGUUGUGCAUUGUAAAGAUGAGCAAGGGAACCCAAAUUGUAAACACACUGCCUGUCUAAUCCAGAAUCAUCAAUCGGAUGGCAAUGCACCUAGUGGCAAUAAAUCGAGAGAUGCGUCCGACUACAAAACUUCCAAAUUAAAAUGCGAUGUUAAUGUAGCUCCCUUGCCUGACUUAGCUCCCUUGCCUGACUUAGGAGUCGAACAGCUCAAUGACGUAAGCACUUAUACAUUUUCCUAGAAUACAAAAACUACCAAUUAUAUUGAAAAAUAAUAAUACACUAAACAUUUGAAACCCAUAAAAGACUUUCCCACCAGUACACGUGUUAGGAUUGAUAUUAGUUUAAGAAUGUUUAGCAAACAUGCGCAUUUUGUUACACAGUGUUAAUAUCCUGGACUUUUCUGAAACCUGUAUCCCCUGCAAUGAUAUUCGUAAAUCACGGCUGAUUAAGCAAGCGUUUUAAUGACUGAGAUCUAAAAACAACAUAAGUGCAAGUAAACUGGUAUAAAAAACAUCAUAAAUACCUACUUCGCAUUUCAUAUCAAUGAUUUGCGUUUUUAUUGCAUGUUUACUUUACCAAAGCUGUACUUCUACAAAUGCCAUAUAAAUAUGCACAUCACAGGCUAUUACAUACUUGAUGGAAAGGUGAAAGCAAGAUUUGACAAUUGCAAUUCAAAAUGGAUAAAAUCAACAUAUUUAAGAUUUUUGGUCUAUUGAUGAUGAUGGACUUGACACACCAGUGGAUGAAAGUAGAAAACAACAACAAAACUACAAAGUAAUAUGAAGGUAUUGUGCGCAGCUGGCACUGGAAGGUCAAUUGUUGUCGUUGUAUAUUUUCUCGAAAAUCUUAUAACAAUGUUACUGACAUAGUUUAAACUUUUGGCGGUUCAUAUCGCGAGAGCGAUUUCAUGUGCCUGCUGGCUAGCUGUAGUUUUACCGUCAUUGACGUUGUUACUGUUCCGUGGAUAGCUAAGAUUGUUUAUAUUGAUGUGCCCCGGUGUUGUGACACUGACUGUACAGAUAUAUUAAGUGAAAGUGUUAUUAUCAAAGUACUCACAGUUGCCAUGUCAAAUUUGUUGUUGACCGCGAUGGGGUAACUAAAUUUAAACCCAAUUAUAGACACGAGUUUACUUUGUAGAAUUACCCCACCCGGCAUUUCAUCUACUGUUUCCUGCUAAUUCAACGUAUAUUCCGAUUUAGAACAUGCAAGCAACUUAGCUAUAUUGUGUAACAGACUUAUAUUACUUCGUUUCAUAAGCUUCUAACUUUUAAAAACAUGAGGAAUUUCACGUAAUUGUGUCUGUUUCAUAGCAACUUAUUGCAAUAUCAUAGUCAGUCAGCCAUCUUGUUUCAUUGAUUUUUGACAUUUAUGUCACAUCCUUUUUACCAAGGUUGCUAUAACCGCGAAGUUUAAACUCUAGAGGUUGUUAAUUUUUACCUUGUAUUGUAAUUUUGCUCUGCUUAAGCCCUCAAAACUUAAGGCAAAAAUGUAUAUUCUAGCAUAUCUAUCUUAAUCGCCAUAUUUUCAGCGGUUCUAUUUUUAGACCGAUCAAAGUUUUACUAGUCGAUUCCAUUUUAGGCGAUCGAUCGCAUUUUCCUAGAUCGAUCAGCUGUAGUCGAUGCGCUUUUAUGGUGUCGAUCUACGAGUCGAUGCAGUAGUCUGCAUCAGGCAUAUAUAAGGAGCGUAGAUUUUUGCUCAUGAGUUCUCCAGUUUUCUUUCGUGGCGGAAGCCUGCGUUUAACAUCUCGGCAUUUUUUCAAAGUAAUUGUAACAUAAAAGAAUCAAGAAAUAUUAAAGAACAUUAGUUAAAUAAUAAGCGGAACUGUUUUACAGCGUUUUAGUAAUUUGUCAGAUUUUUCUAAAGAUUUAUAAACAUUUUAUCAAUUAAAGGCGGUUGAUGGCUGACUGUUUUAGCAUUUGGUUGACAUGGAAAUAUAACUGCUUUAAUCAUAUAUAAUUACAACAUUUUAACAUUUCUCAAAACGUCGAUUUUACUAUACAUGUUUUCAUGUUGAUGUUUACAUAGUAAACUGAAUAAAUAUGUUAACGGUUAUU